Molecule: messenger RNA, 5002 nt
Organism: Corvus hawaiiensis (hawaiian crow)
Lineage: Eukaryota; Metazoa; Chordata; Aves; Passeriformes; Corvidae
Gene: SYDE2
Product: synapse defective Rho GTPase homolog 2
Exons: 7
Coding region: 69-3038 (989 amino acids)
Biological process (GO): signal transduction
Source: RefSeq, a predicted model, not a curated record
GGGGACUGCGCGCUCCCGCGGGCCGGGGGGCAGCGCCCGCUGAGCGCGGCGCGGAGGCAGCGCCAGGCAUGGCCGACCCGCUCCGCAGGACGCUCUCCAAACUGCGGGGCAGAAGGUCCCAGCGAGGGGCGGCGGCGGGCGCCGGGUACCGCCACGGAGGGCUCUGCGCCCCGCAGGAUUUCAUAGAAAAUGUUUACAUAGAAACUUCAAGAAGCAGGAAGGAACUCAAGUGCCCCCAGGCCAGCGAGGAGCCCGAGCACAGGCCGCAGGUGAACAGCAUAACCGUUUCCAAGAAACGCAGCUGGCUGCAGCAGAGCACCCACCGACGACCUCCUCCUCCUCUGGAAGAAGAAAAUGCCUGUAACGAAGUGCACGGGGCUGUUAUCCUGGUACCCAGAUCUCCCAUGCCGCUGCCCGAGCCCGCAGUGCCGUGGGCUCCCUCCACAUCGGCAGUGGGGCGGGAGCGGCCGGCACGGAGCUGUGCCCUGCCGAGCGCCGCCGCGCUGAGGAGCGCUGCCUUGGACUGCGGCGAGGAUGGCGACGCGGAUGAUGAAGGAGAAAUAUGGUACAACCCCAUCCCUGAAGAUGAUGAACCCGACUUGCCCAGGGUCUGCCCUUCUGCUGUGAAUAGCCUUGUUGCUGUGGGCUCCCCAUCAGUUUGGUACAAAGCCCACCCUGGGGGUGACUCUGGGACGGCCACGAGUCCCCAUGAGAGUCCCACAUGCUCCAUGGAGAGCACGGGGAGCAGCUGGACGGCGCAGCCCGGUGAAGGGAGCCAGGCGGAUGCCGCGCAGCCCAGGGAGCACACGCAGCAGCAGCGACAGAAGUUUGCCUGCAAGGCUCCGGGUAUGCCGGCAGCAGAGGACAAUCCUGCCUUUAAGUGCCCUUCCACAGGGUUUGGAGCUGCUCUUGCACACAAGCCUGAUAUACCCUCCACAGAGGUUUCUCCUCCAAGUCCCAGUCCUCUGAAAAAAAGCGGAUCAAUCAACUGGCCUUUCCCUGAUAGAAUUAAAUCUCCCAGGACUGUGAGGAAGCUUUCCAUGAAAAUGAAAAAGCUGCCAGAGCUGAGCAGGAAGCUGAGUGUGAAGGGAACUUCAAGCCAUAGUAGUUCAGAUAAUCCUCCUUCCCUGCUGAAAGGUAGCUGCCGGGAUACAAGCCAUACAGUGUCUUUGCCUUCUACUGGAAACUCAACCACAGCUGCCAGCAGGAAUGUGAUAAGCCGUUACCAUCUUGACAGCAGUGUGUCCUCACAACACACCUACAAAAAGAAGAGCUCAAGGAGCUCCAAAUCCUUCAACAAAGGUGGUUACCUCAGUGAUGGCGACUCUCCUGAACUUAUAACAAAAUCAGGUAAACACAGGCAUGAAACCAAGUGUGGGAAAGGAAAGGAGAGCCUUCCAAGUAACAGUGGUAAACCCGAAAUAGAUAUCGAUGCCUUCAGACACUACAACUUUUCUGAUCAACCCAAGUGCUCUCAGUACAUCUCUGGACUCAUGAGCAUUCACUUUUAUGGUGCUGAAGACUUAAAGCCACCACGAAUAGACUCAAAAGAUGUCUUUUGUGCAAUACAGGUUGACUCAGUAAAUAAAGCAAGGACUGCCCUGCUUACAUGUAGGACAACAUUUCUAGACAUGGACCACACAUUCAACAUAGAAAUCGAAAACGCUCAGCACUUAAAGCUGGUGGUGUUCAGCUGGGAACCCACCCCACGGAAAAACCGAGUGUGUUGUCAUGGAACUGUGGCUCUUCCCACUCUCUUUCGGGUCACCAAAACACAUCAGCUGGCUGUCAAACUGGAGCCCAGGGGGCUUAUUUAUGUCAAGCUGUCACUCAUGGAACAGUGGGAGAACUCUCUCGAUGGCCUUGACACAGACCGGGAGCCCGUGAUGUUUGGGGUAGAUGCUCGAAAAGUUGUAGAGAAGGAAAAUGCAGGCUUGAUGGUGCCACUUUUGCUGCAGAAAUGCAUUCUGGAGAUUGAAAAGAGAGGCUGUCAGGUGGUGGGUCUGUACCGGCUCUGUGGCUCGGCUGCGGUGAAGAAAGAGCUUCGAGAGGCGUUUGAGAGGGACAGCAAGGCGGUCACGCUCUGUGAAAGCCAGUACCCAGACAUUAAUGUCAUAACAGGUGUCCUAAAGGAUUAUCUGCGAGAGCUGCCCUCCCCCCUGAUAACCAAGCAGCUCUACGAAGCAGUAUUGGAUGCCAUGGUGAAAAAUCCCUUGAGAAUGACAGCAAAUGGUUGUGAGAAUGACCCAAGUGACUCUGAUUACGCAGCAGCCCUCCUGGAUUGCCUGCCAGAUGUUGAGAAGGCUACCCUGAAGAUGCUGUUGGAUCACCUGAAACUGGUGGCUUCUUACCACGAAGUAAAUAAGAUGACGUGCCAGAAUUUAGCUGUGUGUUUUGGCCCUGUGUUACUGAGCCAGAGGCAGGAGACCACCAACCAUAACAACAGAGUCUUCACAGACUCAGAAGAGCUUGCUAGUGCCCUGGACUUCAAAAAGCACAUAGAGGUUCUUCACUACUUACUUCAGUUGUGGCCAGUUCAUCACUCACCUGCCAAAGAACCAGCACGUCUGAAUACAUUUCCUGAGCACUCAUCCUCCCUGAAUUACCUGAGGCCCAAGAGGCAGAGACCUCAGAUGCUGAAUCUGAGCGGCACCGAGAUGUUGGGGGUGCUCAGACCGAGGCCAGCAGGUCUGGACAGCCCGUCGAGCAACCGCUACGCUGGGGACUGGAGCAGCUGUGGGGAGAACUACUUCUUAAACCCCAGAGACUGCCUGGCUGAGGCAGACUACGAUGAUGUCCCUUCGGAGGACACGGAGAGCGGGGAUGACAGCAGCAAAGCCGAGGAGUUGGAUGUCCCCGCAAGACGCCCGCAGCCCAGCCCCGGAGAGCACCCCUUUGGGAGCUACCUGACAGUGCAGGAUGUGGACUCUGCAGUGGAUCACAGAGCACACCUCAAGGACCUGCAGGAAAGUAUUGAUACUCUCAUAGGAAACUUGGAAAGGGAACUCAAUAAAAACAAACUAAAUAUGAGUUACUAAAUUCUGUCCUGCAUGACAUCUCCUCCUUGUGCCUCCAUGCCCCUUGCUGGGCUUCCCUAGCUGUGUGAGGAGUGAUGGCGCCCCUGAACACCUUGUGGUAAGGCCAUGGCUCACCUUGUGUUAGCACAUUUUAAGCCAUUCCGUAAUGUUUCUGCCUUUUGUUAGAAGGCAUUGUCCUGAUUUGUGUGUUGGAGACAAGCUUAGACUGUGAUGUGAUUCCACAUAGUGGCAUUUCUCCCUAAAAACACUAUGCACUUAGGUGGCCUGGGCAAUACCUGGCAGAAGAUAAAGCAACAUCUCUGCUGUCCGUGGCAGCAGAACUCCUCAUUCCUGAACUCCUGGCUCCGGUACGGAUGUUCCUCUCAGAAGAGGAUGAGCGCUGCUUGGCCUGAGUUUUGCAGCAGGGACUUCAGAUAGACUUGUUUUACUAUAUAUGCAAUGGCUGCUAUGAAAAAUGCUUUAUAUAAUAUUUAUAUAUAAAGUUUUAAUUGUACAAAUAUUAAUGUAUUACUGUAUUAACACUUUCCAGUAAUUAUUUAAACAAGCAAAAAUAAAUAUUUUUCUAACCUUGUUUGUAUAUAUCUAUGUAUAAAUGUGCAUGUGUCUGUAGCCAUCUUUGGAAAGGAAAGGUCUCAGAAUUAUGAAAUGUUCCCAUUUCUAGGAAGACAUGUUCAGUGAUGCCAGGACAAGGUUACCCUUUGGGUAACACAGCAUUUGAUUUAUGCACAGAAACAUAGCCAGAGAGGAGGUAGGGUGAAUGAUUAAUGUAAAUGACCUUGUGUAUUGCAGGAACAGCCGUUUGCAGGUGUUGACUAUUAACUCUCACACACACACCACCCUUUCUCUGUUUGGUUUUUUUUUUUUUACUUCAUUGUUUGUUUCUUCCUCCAUGGGGUUUUUUCACAUAUAAAGAAGGUCUGUAAGGCAUUUACUUUGCAAAAAAUAAUUUUUGUUUUUCCUUGAAACCUGUUACUUUUUUCUUAAUGUUUUGGUACAUUUUUUUUCUCUCCAGAGUUUCGUGUAUUUUUGUUGCGGUACCCUUGGCUGCUGCUGGUAGUUAGGUGCAUUUGAGCCCUCUGUAAAGGCUUGUGGCUCUGGAGAUGCAAGAUUCAAGUUCAGCACAAAGCCAGUUACUUUUUUUUUUUUUAAAUUACUCUUCCUGAAAUGGAAAUCAGAGUUGUCACACGAGGUUGAAUGGGUGGAAGGAUGUUACUCCUGGGGAGUUUGGGUGGGAUUGCAGUUCACUGUGACCUUACUAGAUUCAGCUAUCACCAUCUGCUCAGAGCCUCUUUUAUCUCUAAUAAUUUAUGAUGAGCCAUUAAAAUUUCACAUUAAGGACACACAUUCUUGAUUCAAUUAAAAAUAGUUACCAAAUUGUGUACAGAUGUUUUGAUAGUCCUUCUAACCAGAAGGACAUGUGAAGUCAUUCCUUGUCCUCUACAGGUCACAUACACACCCCCAAGGAAGGGGGGUUUGGGCAGGUAGGGGUGAGAAGGUUUUGGUGUUUUGAGAGGUCAGACACAGAGUUGCUCUCAGCUGGCAGGGUAGAAAUUAAUUCUACAUCUUUUUGGUACAAUUUUUGUCAUGCCACCAUGCCUUUCCAUUCAGCCUGUGAGCAAGUGCUUUUCUGCUAACCUGUACUUCCUUAUACUGCUUAAUUGAAGAGUUAUUUAUUUACAGUAGCAAGGAAUUAAGAAUUGCUAUGGCAAACUUCACCCCUCUUUUCUAAGGAAUUAUUUUAGCAUGGUUCCAAUGGUUUAUUCAAUCUCAUUAAUUUAUUUUUAUAAGUGUUAAAAGAUGCAAAACAAUUAUUGCAAUAUAAUGAUAUGAAUGAAAAUGUAAAUUUAACCUGAAGCAUUUAUCAAUAAAUCGAUGUAUUUUUUUAAACUUUUAUACCUACAGAAUGUGCAUACUUUUUAAACUAUAAAUUUAAAUUCUAAAUAAAAUUUGAAUUAAGAACAAAA